ACAAAUGGCUGCCUCUACCCGUGGUAGUGCAGGUGCCUUGCUCUUACUCGCAUUCCUUGGCUUUGCUGCGACUCUCCCUUCUUCUGCCAAUGCGAGGCAUUUCCCUCGUAAGGAUGGCACCAGCGCCAGCGACAUCAACAGCAAGAAGCUCUCCUGGCCGCCGUUGUUCUGGAAGUCCGGCAGCGGCCAUGGCUCGGGAAGCGGUCAUGGGUUUGGGUGGACCAUCUCACACGGUGGGCCUAACACGACCAUCGGGUUCGGCGGGGGUGUUGGUGGCGGCGACGGUACUACCCGUGAUGGCGGCUCUAGUGCCGGCGUCGGAGUCGGCAUUGGGGUCGGUAUUGACAUCGGCAAGGAUGGUGUGGAUAUGGGGAUCGGUGUUGGUGGAGGUGGUGCCAUGAGUACCCACAACGGUAGCGUAAGUGUGGGCAGUAGCGGUGGAGGAGGCAUUGGAAUCCACAUCGGUUCAGAUGGUGUGGCUGUCACCCAUGGUGGUGGCACCAGCAUAGGUGUUGGCAGUGGCGGUAGUGCAUCGAGCAGCGGUAGUGGUGUUGGACAUGCAGGCAAUGCUACAGGGAGUGGCCAAGGCUCUGGAACUGUGAAUGGUGGAACAGGGAGUGGUGGGGGGCGUGGAUCUGGGGUGGGCGAAGGAGGCUACGGAGGUGGCGGCGGGGGUGGCACGGGGAGCGGCAGUCAUCCCUAAGGAUGAUAUGUUUGUGAUUUGUACGUAGGAAGCGAGCUUGAUUUACCAAGGUCUGUAGUGUGUAAGCUUCAUUGUACCGGUUGCCAUCUGAACUGUUAAGCAUGUAAGGUAGGAGCUCUAGGAAUUAAGUGAUGCCUUUAACUGUUGAUGAGUGAAUAAGUGUGGCCCUGCUUGCUCAUAUUUCGGUGCAGAUUCCAUUGA
This is a messenger RNA of Phragmites australis (common reed), 904 nucleotides long. RefSeq names its product putative glycine-rich cell wall structural protein 1. Bases 5 to 703 code for a protein of 232 amino acids. The transcript has a single exon. The record is from RefSeq and is a predicted model, not a curated record. Lineage: Eukaryota; Viridiplantae; Streptophyta; Magnoliopsida; Poales; Poaceae.